Messenger RNA from Cyprinus carpio (common carp), 1787 nucleotides. RefSeq names its product rano class II histocompatibility antigen, A beta chain-like. The record is from RefSeq and is a predicted model, not a curated record. Gene Ontology annotation, molecular function: MHC class II protein complex binding. Gene Ontology annotation, cellular component: membrane; MHC class II protein complex. Gene Ontology annotation, biological process: positive regulation of T cell activation; immunoglobulin production involved in immunoglobulin-mediated immune response; peptide antigen assembly with MHC class II protein complex. Lineage: Eukaryota; Metazoa; Chordata; Actinopteri; Cypriniformes; Cyprinidae.
AAAAAGAAGAAGAAGCAGCAGCAGCACAAUGGUGCAGUUAGACCAUAGAUGACUAAUAUGAUUAUGUUCUGAUCAUUCAUUCCACUGAAGCAAAAAAUGAUCAUUAAAUUGAUUAGUAGAGAGUGCAAAGAGACGGAUUACUGAGUAUUGAGACCAUGCAAAGCCUUCAUCUGUACAGCCCUUGUUAAAACAUCUGUGAAAACAGCACAGGACUGUGAUGUGUAGACUGAUCUGUUCACAGUUCAUUUUUGACUGAAUUCAUGUAUGUAUGUUCGAUGUAUGAUUUAGACCUGUAAUUUGCAAUGCAAAUUAUGAUAUAUGCAAUAUGAUAUGUCAGUGUUACAUCGUGGGUGGGAUUACCAUAUGCAGGCAUGCUGUGUUUCUGUACACAGGCAUAUUUAUUCACAAGUCACACAUAUCAGCAUAGCAAAUUGCAAAAUGAAGUACAAUCAUGUGGUACAUCUCGCAAUGUUUUUGUCUGCUCUUUUUGAAAAAGUUUCAGCACAUGGAUAUUUUGGAUAUGUUCAAACUCAGUGUCGAGUACCAGGCUCCAUAGAAAAAACUGAGUUUAUCUUCUCAGUCACCUACAACAAGAUUGAAUAUAUUAGAUAUAACAGUACUGAGGAUAAGGCUGUUGGUUACACUGAAUUUGGAGAGAAAUGGGCUGAAGACUACAAUAAAAACAAGAUUUUACUAGCACAGGCAGAAUUUGGCCUUGACAAGUGCAAAGGAAUUGCAAAGUUCAUUGUCCCUAAUGCAGGGCUGACAGUUAAACCAGAAGUCAUUAUCCGGUCAGCCAGGGAAGCUAAAGGGAAUGAGAAAGCUGUUCUGGUGUGCAGUGCCUAUGACUUCUAUCCCAAACUCAUCAAACUGACGUGGUUGAGAGAUGAUAAAGAGGUGACAGCUGAUAUGACGUCCAUUGAGGAGCUGGCUGAUGGUGACUGGUACUACCAGGUCCACUCCCACCUGGAAUACUUCCCUAAACCUGGAGAGAAAGUCUCCUGUGUGGUGGAGCACGCCAGCUCCCAUAAACCCAUGAUCUAUGACUGGGAUUCUUCUCCGUCUGAGUCUGAAAGGUCUAAGAUCAUUCUUGGGGCUGUGGGGCUGCUGAUGGGGGUUUUUAUGGCAGCUGGAGGACUGAUCUACUAUAAAAGAAAACAUACAGGCUUUUACAGACUUCCAGUCUGCUUACUUCCAAUUCAACCAAUGAACGACACUGAACUGCAGUAAGUUGUAACAUCGGAGUGUGCAACAUCCCUUCAUUUGAACCAUGGCUUGAGUAUGAGGGCUGUGUGACAAUAAUCAGACAUCAGGCCCCUAUGUGUCUCAUCUCCUGAUUGUCCAAAUCUGAUUUAAUAUGCAUCAGUCUCUUCCGUUCUUGUCUAUUUAUGAACAAAAGCUUUUCUGUGCUCUUUAUAGUCACUGUCACAUUUCUUAUAGUUUUUGGGCUUCUGACUACCUUAUUAUGAUUUUCAUUUCAAGUGUUUUUUCUCCUUGAUAGUAUGGAGCCCUUAAAGUUAAACUUUUGCAUAUACACAAAAGACUUUAGUGCAAGCAUCUACGAAGAACUUCAAUGAGAAACGUUUCUUGUUUUUGUUUUGUUUUUUCCCCAGUUUAUGUAUAUCUACUUUUUCAAUGCACACACAAAAGGGCAUUUUUUUUUUUUUUUUUUGAUCUGUGGUCUCCUGCCUGUCUUUUUAUCUUUCCUUCUUAAAAUCUGUAAAAAUAUUCAGCUACAUGCAGCUAUGAUGUAGUAAGUUUAUAUUAAAAUAAUUAGUUUAAAUUAA